This is a messenger RNA of Lycium barbarum (goji berry), 1552 nucleotides long. Its product is annotated as putative HVA22-like protein g. NCBI's taxonomy places the organism in Eukaryota, Viridiplantae, Streptophyta, Magnoliopsida, Solanales, Solanaceae. Bases 218 to 1105 code for a protein of 295 amino acids. The transcript has 7 exons. The record is from RefSeq and is a predicted model, not a curated record.
UAUGAGAACAAUCCAAAACGACACAAUCUAAGGAACCCCGUUUCUCUCUCACACACACACACACACACACGCCGACAUCGCAACGGUUCGCCGGAAUAUUAAAUAACUCCGUUUAGUUGCCUGCUUUGCUUCUACUGCUCUUAAAUAACGGUUAAUUAACGUCCGUUUGAUAAUCAGUUUACGGGUGAUUUGGAUUGAUUAGCAGAAGGAAUUCAAGAUGAUUGGAUCUUUUAUCACCAGAGGGCUUGUGAUGGUUUUUGGUUAUGCUUAUCCAGCUUAUGAGUGCUUCAAAACUGUGGAAAUGAACAAACCUGAUAUUCAGCAACUUCGCUUUUGGUGCCAAUAUUGGAUCUUAAUUGCUAUGAUGACAGUUUGUGAGAGGUUUGGUGAUGCUUUUAUUUCAUGGGUUCCAAUGUACAGUGAAGCUAAGUUAGCAUUCAUCAUUUACUUGUGGUGCCCCAAAACUAAGGGAACUACGUAUGUCUACGAUGCCUUUUUUAGACCCGUGAUUUUAAGGCAUGAACCUGAGAUUGAUAAAAAUUUGUUGGAGUUGAGGAUCAGAGCAGGAGAUAUGUUCUUUUUAUACUGGCAGAAAGCUGCUAGCUAUGGUCAGACGAGGGUUUUUGAUGUUUUGCAGUAUAUUGCUUCACAGUCAAAUCCACCUCCACCCACUCAGCCACAAAGGCAAAGCAGUAGAGGUCGUCAACCCACAGCAACACUAAAUCGCAGAUCAUCCGCUCCAAGACAAGAACAAGCAUCCCCUGCUUCUUCUGAAUCCUCAAGCGAGGAUGAAGCAGAUACAACAGAAGAGGCGGAAUCCUCCAAAGGUCCUCCACCGGCUUCCACUGCAGCUGCAAACGCACAAAAAGCAACUCCAUCCAAAUCGCUGGUCUCCACUGCAUCUGCUUUUCUGAACACACAAAAAGCAUCUCCAUCCAAAGCCCCUGCUGAAACUACGGAAUCUUCGACUUCUGUUGAAACUCGAGCGAUGGAGAUUGAUUCAGUGCCUUCCUCAGCCAAUGAAAGUGUUAACGCUCCUGCUGAGGAAGCAGCCCCAGUUACGCGAGCCAGACCAAGAAAGGGAAGGACCACAAACAACCCUUGAUAUGUUAGUUUGAAUAUGUGGUUUAUAUUCGCUGUGAAAAAGGAUUCAUCCUAGGCUAGUGAGUUCAAUGUAACAUUUGGCAUAUCUUAGUUCAUUCAUUACUUGAAGUUGUCCAUGAUUUUUGAGCAUGGCUUGAAUAAUAUGAGGGUGGAGUGGAUAGGAAUGCCAGAUGCAAUUACCAUUCAUUAUUAGAUAUCCAAAUUAAAGUUCUUACAUUUGUGCUCGGUGAUUGGGGAGUAAACUCAUGAUUACUUGUGCUAAGAUGGCACUAGCUUUUAGGUGCUGCCGCGUAGGAAAAUGGUCAUGAACCUAUGGAGCCAGAGUUAUCUUAGAGGAUCUUUGUACAUAUAAACAUCUGGUUCUUGGGAUGACUUCUUGAUGUACUGAAUGGUAAUUGACAUGGGACUGAGCAUCUAUAAUUGUAUCUCUUUACCUUUUCCCUCUUCU